Molecule: messenger RNA, 637 nt
Organism: Corticium candelabrum
Lineage: Eukaryota; Metazoa; Porifera; Homoscleromorpha; Homosclerophorida; Plakinidae
Product: D-aminoacyl-tRNA deacylase 2-like
Exons: 7
Coding region: 18-539 (173 amino acids)
Biological process (GO): tRNA metabolic process
Cellular component (GO): cytoplasm
Molecular function (GO): D-tyrosyl-tRNA(Tyr) deacylase activity
Source: RefSeq, a predicted model, not a curated record
UCAAAUAAGUGUGACGGAUGGCAACUUCGGCUGCUCGAGGGGUGACGGUGAGAGCAUUAGUUCAACAGUGCUUAUCAGCAAGGCUUCAAGUAAAACCUGCGUCUAGGGAAGAUGUUGAUGAUGCGACCUAUGUUGAGAUUGGUAGAGGCAUUGUGAUUUAUUUGUGCUUUCUGAAAGGAGCUGAUUCGGCUGUUGUGCAGAAAACUGUAAAAGCCUUGACAAGUGUCCGCCUGAGCUUCAAUGCAGAGACUGGCUCCAAUGGUUCAGUACUUGAUAUACAAGGUGACAUCCUUGUUGUACCGCAGGCGACUCUGGGUGGCAAGAUAAAAGGCAGAGCCGUUCAAUACCAUGGGAACAUAGCAAAGGAUGAUGGUCAACAACUGUAUGAUGAAUUUGUCAGCUUAUGUAAUAAAGAAGUCAGUGAAAGCAGCACAUCUGGUGACAGUCAACAUCAACAAGUACACCAUGGAUCUUAUGGGAAUCGACAAGUUCUUAGCAUUGUUACAAACGGACCAUUCACACAUUUGUUUGAAUUUUAGAAGGAAAGGAAAUAUAUUUUGAUCUUAGGCAGCAAUUAUUUCUGUUUGACAAGCAAUAGUGUGGUGGUUAGCUGGAUAAUGUCAUCAUGGUUUAACAA